This is a messenger RNA of Eleginops maclovinus (Patagonian blennie), 4195 nucleotides long. Its product is annotated as poly(rC)-binding protein 3-like. The record is from RefSeq and is a predicted model, not a curated record. Bases 484 to 1542 code for a protein of 352 amino acids. Gene Ontology annotation, cellular component: nucleus; cytoplasm. The transcript is spliced from 13 exons. Gene Ontology annotation, molecular function: mRNA binding. Lineage: Eukaryota; Metazoa; Chordata; Actinopteri; Perciformes; Eleginopidae. Gene Ontology annotation, biological process: regulation of RNA metabolic process; regulation of gene expression.
GCCCACGUGCCUCACUGGGCAUGCCCCGCUUUUGAUGCAACCGACAAGGGGGGCGUCAAACAAGGGCGAUGGUCACCCAGAUUACGCCUCAUCAUACGGCCUAUUUAGACUUGACACGGAACAACAGGCAAACAGAGUACCGCACCACAGCGACCAAAACUGUGCUCAUUGACGAUGCCCGUCGGUUUCAUUUCUUCAUAUCAUUCCGAGAAAAGUCACGUGUUCCUCUGGUCGCUCAUGUGACCCUGUGGUACGGACCAAUAGGGUGGAACCGUUUGUCCUGGGUAGAGCGAAAGGAAGAGGGGGAAAAAAAUCAUUUUCUCUUUGCGAUUUUUAAUCUUGCAACACUGAAGAGGGUCGUCAUCUACUGUAUCCUGCGCUACAGAAAGGUGACCGGUUGGCUGACUCCACCAUCACACUCGCGUUGGCCCUUGAACUCCUCUCUCACGUGACCACGCCCCUUCCUUCACAUCCAAUUCCGACAUGGAGCCCAUCAAGGUCCAAUCAGAAGGAGGCCUGAACGUGACCCUCACCAUCAGGCUGCUGAUGCACGGCAAGGAGGUUGGAAGCAUCAUAGGAAAGAAAGGAGAAACGGUAAAGAAAAUGCGUGAAGACAGCGGUGCACGUAUCAACAUCUCAGAGGGGAACUGCCCCGAGAGGAUAGUCACCAUCACUGGGCCCACAGAUGCUAUUUUCAAGGCCUUCGCCAUGAUAGCAUACAAGUUCGAAGAGGAUAUAAUAAACUCUAUGAGCAACAGUCCGGCCACCAGUAAACCCCCGGUCACCCUGAGGCUCGUGGUCCCGGCCAGCCAGUGCGGCUCUCUCAUCGGGAAAGGAGGCUCCAAAAUCAAAGAGAUGAGAGAGUCCACAGGAGCUCAGGUCCAGGUUGCUGGCGACAUGCUGCCCAACUCCACGGAGAGAGCCGUGACGAUCUCCGGAGCGCCUGAAGCCAUCAUCCAGUGUGUCAAACAGAUCUGUGUGGUGAUGCUGGAGUCCCCACCGAAAGGUGCCACCAUCCCCUACCGCCCCAAGCCUGCCUCUACCCCUGUCAUUUUUUCAGGUGGCCAGGUAAGAGCAGACCCACUGGGGGCGUCCACGGCCAACCUCAGCCUCUUACUGCAGCACCAGCCACUGCCUGCUUAUACCAUUCAAGGACAGUACGCCAUCCCUCAUCCUGAUCAGUUGAGCAAGCUCCACCAGUUGGCUAUGCAGCAAACCCCCUUUACCCCCCUCGGACAGACCACCCCUGCCUUCCCCGCAGCAGGUCUGGAUGCCAGUAACCAGGCCAGUACUCAUGAACUCACCAUUCCCAAUGAUCUAAUAGGCUGCAUAAUCGGACGCCAGGGAACCAAAAUCAACGAGAUCCGUCAGAUGUCUGGGGCACAGAUCAAAAUUGCUAACGCCAUGGAAGGGUCAUCGGAGCGCCAGAUCACCAUCACAGGGACCCCCGCCAACAUCAGCCUGGCCCAGUACCUCAUCAAUGCAAGGUUCAGAGAUGUGGCGGCCAUGUGGAACGACCCAUCUUCCAUGACCACGUCCUGAAUCCCUGACUGGCUCCUCCGUUUGGCCCUUUCCAGCGAUUGACCACCGCAGACAACCCUGAUGAAGCCCUCCGGACUCUGGCUCUGGCUCCCUGAAAACCUAGUCCGCCUUCCCACCCUGGUUCAAAAGUUAUUUAUAUGUCGGGGAGGGAUGUGCGCUCACUUUUAUUUCGGAGAGCCAAAUUAAAAUAAGAAAAAAAAGAAUUACAAAAAAGAAAUUCAUUGUUGAUUAGGUUUUUUUUUAGAGAACUGUUGAAGCAUGUUGAAUGUUUAUUAGGAAUAACUUGUGUUAAAUCUUUCUUCUCUCUAUCUCUUGCUUUCUCUUUCUCUCUGUCAGUGCAUCAUUUAAAAGUAUACACUUGUAAAAGAUUGAGAUUUAUUUUGUAGGACGUAUUUAUUUGCAUAUUCCAGCUGCACAGUGAUGCUUGGGCAGAGUGUAUGGGAGGAUGUAGCCAAAUUAUCAUUUUUUGAUAAUAUAUUUUGAAAAGGAAAAAAUUGGUCUGUUCUGCUUUUGUCCUAAAUUGCAUCUUUCUCUAAAUCCAAUCUCUACCCAUGACUCUUUGCUGCAUCACAUGACCCUUUUAAGCCAAUGGUAUCACUCCUAGAGCCUCCCUUCUCAUGUUAGGUUCCUAUACUUACAUUAUUGCUUAUAUUGCAUGUUUCAGUGUCGUAUCGUUGUGCAUUUCAGUAAACCUGUUCAGUGUACGUGGUCCUUCAAAUGUUAUUAUUAUAUCUCCUGUUCUUUUCCGCAAACAUUUUCAGCAUUUUUGGCCAUUCACGUCUAGUCCUGCUCCCCGCCCAAAUGAAAAACUUUCCGACAGAGCCUCCUUCUAUCAACACCGAUUAUUAGUAUAUAGAUGCAUGAAUGGGAAUUAGUGAAAAAUCAGUUGCUAAAAAAACAGAAACUGAAAAUUGAAAUGAUUGUUUACUAACUUAUUAUACUGUAUUUGUUUUGUACACAGACUUUUGUGGUUUAGCACAUUAGUCGACUACGCGGCGCUCAUGCAAUAGACUAUUCAACACUUUACUCUGGACUGCCUCUGAUGUGGGAGGAAUUAGUUGGUCUUUAAAACCAAGUGUUGCGUCCAAACUUUUGGGCCUUUUACAAGUAUACAUUUGGUUCCUUUGAAAGUAAAACAAAACUAGGGAAAGAAGGCGACUUUUUACGGCAAAGAGGCCUAAAUGUUUGGACGAAGCCAAUCGGUUUUUUAUUGGGGCCGAGGAAUGUUCAGGGGUUCAUUGGGGGGAACCCACGGGAGUCUCUUUUUCAAGAUUGUUCAUCUUGUCUUUUCUUUUUGACGCUUUAGGUUUGAAUGUCUUUUUAUUGCCACGACUAUGUCAUUGUUUUUAUUUGAAAAAGGACAGGUUGGAUGAUAUUUAUUUAUCGUGUGGUGAUGCACAUAUGACUUUUGUUCUUCGUUGAUCAUGAAGCUAAGUUAGUUUUGUCGUAUCGUGUUUUAUUUGAGAUGGAGGUGUGGUUGAUGUUUCAACUAUUGGACAGCUUGAGUUAUCUCAUUUCUGAUCAGCUGAGCUCUAUGAAGUUUUGACAUAAUACAAACAGCUGUUGAAUGUUAUCGUCGAAUCUUAUUAUUUACUGUCCAAAACAGGAAUAUUCUGCAUUUUCAAUUACACUUCACUUAUACUUCUUCCGUUUUUAUUUCCAGUAGCCUAUGCUGAGCUUAAAGGAAGAGUUUGACAUUACCAACAUGUUGAGCUUUUCUGUAACUUCUUAAGCGCUUUGAUGACAUACAUGUGAUUAUGUAAAAGGACAAAUGAUGUAUCACUAUACUGAUAUACCAUGCAUAGUCAAUGAUUAUUCUGCAAUAAUUCUUACAUUUUGAUGUGAACUCAAGUAGUAGUGCUAGCAUUGAAAUUAUGAAUUUGUGUUUCUUUUUAUUCUAAGUUGUCAUAGCUUGUACUUCAAUGGGAAUGUUUGUCAAAUGAGUCAAAUUAAAUAUUUUUUGCGGAGCAAAUUUGCUUUACAAGAACAGUUGGCUUAUAUCUAAGAGGGUUUUCUUUCCCAACAAUAUUGUAAAGGUAUAGAAAAUACUCAAGGCCCGGGUAUUAUGGCUUUUAUUCAGCUAUUAUCAGUGCAUGUGUACUGAGGUGAUAUUAGUACACAUGUAAAAGCAUUUAAAACAUAGAAAAUCAAAAAUUGAGGCUUAUUAGCACAGUCAUUUGACAAAGAUGUUGGUUUGUAAUAUGAAUUUGAUCGCCAUGGCAGUGGGAUUUCAUUAACAUCAAUAUUCAAAGUUUUGAAAAUGUAUUUUCAUUUGUCUAUAUGCCUGAGUACACUACAAUUUUGAAACAAACUGCAACUAAUGCAAUAAUAGGGUGCAAUGUGCAAUUAUUUAUUCAGUUAUUAGCAUAGACACAGGACAGCUGUGUAGCUUGUCUUAACACGUUUCUUUUUAUUUACUUUACAUGUGGAAGCAACAGCAGGAAAAAAAGAAUGACUAGACUUUUUUUUCAGCUUUUAUUUAUGUGUACUAUUGCAGUUUGGGGGAAAAAAAUUGAUAGGACUUCGUAACUAUUUUUGAUUGAUUUAUUUGCUCUGUGCAGAUCUAUAUUAGUUGUGAGUAAUUACAUAGGUUUUCAUUUCAAAGUGUUGGUAAAUAUAAAAACUAAUAAAGUUUCAUUUUUUCUUUCUGUGA